Molecule: messenger RNA, 1994 nt
Organism: Ipomoea nil (Japanese morning glory)
Lineage: Eukaryota; Viridiplantae; Streptophyta; Magnoliopsida; Solanales; Convolvulaceae
Product: RNA polymerase sigma factor sigC-like
Exons: 7
Coding region: 178-1845 (555 amino acids)
Biological process (GO): DNA-templated transcription initiation; regulation of DNA-templated transcription
Molecular function (GO): DNA-binding transcription factor activity
Source: RefSeq, a predicted model, not a curated record
AGUGGCCGGAAUGUUUGGAAGACAAAAAAAAAAAAAGAAAAUGAACUUUGAGAAUUGGGAUGUGGUAGCAGUGGCUGAGAGCUGACAAGAACCCAUACAUUAAGUUCUGGGUUUCAAUUUCCAACCUUCCUUUAUGGGCACUUUUCUUCUGCUCCUCUCUGAACAAACUCUGUGGAUAUGGGUUUUAGGCUGCACCUGAGAUGGGGUCUCUCAACUCACCCUCAAAUUUUCUCUUUCAGAUCAUCAUCUUCUUGGCCUUCUUCAACUUCAUUAAAGGGAAGGGAGAUUUUAUAUGACUCGGUUGGAACUUCUCCGUCUUUUAUGCACUGGGAGAAUGAAGCUUCACAUACUGAUCCUUUCAGAGUGAGGACUUGUUUAUCUGACCGACAGCUCCGGGAAAAUGAAAUCUCAGUAACUGCAGAAAUGGAAAUUGGCGUAGGAUCUCACAGUAGCUUAUACGAUGUGAUCGGAAACAACAGGGAGGUGUUAACCGAGGAGGACAAAUUAAAAUUCCUUAAAUCAAGCAAAGGAAAACAGUUUAGUUUACUUAUGAAAAAUCUUGAUCUUUUGGAAAACAUUUUUGCCGAUUCAUGUGUGGUUGGACUUGAAAGAGAUAUUCUGGCACAACUUGAGAGGCUCGGAGCUCUGGAAUUAUUCAAUACUUUUCUCUCGAGGGGUCAAAAAUCUUUUCCCUUUUCUGAUUUGACAAACAGGCCAACUGAGCUUGUUCACGAAACUCAGGAGAACGACCUCCUGAAUAUUCACAUGAAUAAGAUCGUUGUUACCUCGGGGAAAAAGCAGGAAAGAGAGUUGAGAAGAAGGAAACGGUCCGAUACUAAUAGUGAUGUUUUUACACUACAUCUGCAGCCAAAAACAUCCAAAUUGGAGUCAAAAUACCCAAAUAUUUCUUCUGGAAAAACAUGGCGAAAUUUUAGAAAUACUAGAGAGAAAAUUGCUAGCAGUGAAGCAGAAAUGUCAAAGGGUGUUAAGGUGGUUGCAGAACUCGAAAGUAUCAGGACAAUUCUGGAAGAAGAAACCGGCAGAGUAGCUAGUUUUAGUAGCUGGGCAGAAGCUGCUGGACUGAGCCAAAAGGUAUUGCAGCAGCGUUUGCAUUAUGGCUGGUAUUGCAGAGAUGAACUUCUUAGAAGUACAAAGUCGUUAAUCGUAUAUCUUGCUAGAAACUACAGAGGACUCGGAGUCUCAUUUGAAGAUCUAGUUCAGGUUGGCAGUUUCGGUGUCCUACAAGGUGCAGUGAGAUUUGACCACACCAGGGGGUACCAAUUCUCAACAUAUGUCCAGUAUUGGAUUAAGAAAUCAAUGUCCAUGUUGGUAGCACUCCAUGCUAGAGGGAUUCGCGUUCCUUUCACAAUAAUUAAAGUCAUCAAAAAAAUUCAAAAAGCUAAAAAGGCUCUGAGUAGCCGCCAUGGUAAGUUUCCGAGUGAGAGUGAAAUUGCCAAGUUCACCGGUCUAUCUACCAACAGAAUUGUGUUAGCUAGCAAAUGUCUGAGAGUUGUGGGGUCGAUCGAUCAGAAACUGGGAGAUUUUAUGAGUGCCAAAUUUGUGGAGUGUACACCGGACAAAUCUGUGAUCAGUCCAGAAGAAGCUGUUAUAAGGCAGCACAAGAUUAACAACGUUUAUUCUCUUCUAAAAGGCCUGGAGCCCAAAGAGAGGGAUAUAUUAGUCCUUAGAUUUGGUCUCGUAAACAACCAGCGCAAGUCACUAGAGGAGAUCGGAAGGCUUCACGGUGUAAGCAAAGAAUGGAUCAGAAGAGUCGAGAGCCGAGCCCUCACGAAACUAAGAAACAAAAGCUCUCUUCAAGAUUUAAGGUAUUUUUUACAUUCGUAGUUGACAACCAUCCAUACACCCGUUAAGUAUGAUAUUCACGUAUGUAUAUCGCAAUUUGGAUUUUCCACCAUGUAAGUAUUACAUAGCAUUGAAGUCAUUGUGACAUUUACACCUGAAAAAAAUAUAGAGACCAUUUCUUCUGCUGUCAA